Colletotrichum spaethianum is the source of this 402-nucleotide messenger RNA. RefSeq lists its product as uncharacterized. The transcript is spliced from 2 exons. The coding region runs from base 1 to 402 and encodes 133 amino acids. The record is from RefSeq and is a predicted model, not a curated record. Lineage: Eukaryota; Fungi; Ascomycota; Sordariomycetes; Glomerellales; Glomerellaceae.
AUGUCAGCCGAAGCCGAGAAAUUCAUCCGAGAAGUCUGGGGGCUCCAAGGUGCUGCGUACCUUGUAGUCGGGAUGCGAUACUACAGCCGGAUCUCUACGUUGGGAUGGCGAAAGGUUUCCUGGGACGACCUCCUGAUGGGCGUCGCAACUCUUGUGUACACAGCCGAAUCAGUUGCAGCAUAUUACGUCGUGGCGUUCUGGAAAGGAUUCGCCAAUAAUGGCAUGACCGACGAGCAACGGGCUACUCUAGAUCCAGCAUCGGAAGAGUGGCAGUUGCGAGUCAAUGGAUCCAAGACUCAUGUCAUUGGCCUCCUAUUGUAUACAACUCUACUAUGGCUGUUGAAGGCUUGCUGGGUCAUCUACUACUCGCGCCUGACGUAUGUCACACUGUCAACUACGUAG